Molecule: messenger RNA, 5887 nt
Organism: Dromiciops gliroides (monito del monte)
Lineage: Eukaryota; Metazoa; Chordata; Mammalia; Microbiotheria; Microbiotheriidae
Gene: TNFRSF21
Product: TNF receptor superfamily member 21
Exons: 6
Coding region: 456-2471 (671 amino acids)
Biological process (GO): negative regulation of T cell proliferation; signal transduction; negative regulation of B cell proliferation
Molecular function (GO): protein binding
Source: RefSeq, a predicted model, not a curated record
CCCUUCUCUUCCACCACGUGUGUAUCUUUGCCCGGGCUGCCGCCCUAGCUCAUUCCCUAACCGGCUGGUUUGAGAGGCGGAGGAGGGGGUUGUUAGCCUUGGACUGAGGGUUCGCUAUGGGAAGUUGCUCGUUCGUUCUCCUGCACCCAGCCCUUCUCCCUGGUUAUUCGCAGCCGGUUUCGGAGGCGAGGAAAGGGAGGCGACGGCUGCUGCAGCGGCUGCCUCUCCUCCCCUUGGCUGCCGCACCGCUGGGCAGGUGCUGAAAGCCACCCAAACCCGAUUCUGUCGCUCUCUUCCACUUCUCCGCCUGCCGCAGUCUCUAUGGAGCAUCUGAGUUAGAUGGGCUCCUGGCCCCGGAGGCAGCGGUGGAUGUGGCGCUGGGCAGAGGCAGCUAGGGAGUGUAGCUGCCGCGGGGCAGCGGGCCACAGGCUCCACUGCGAGCCCCCGGACCAUCUAUGGGGGCUUCUGCGAGCAGCACUGCCGCCGGCCGGCGCUGCUCCCGCUUUGCCUCUUCCUCUUCCAGCUGGAUCGCCAGCGGACCCCGAACCGCAAUGAUCACCCGCUCCUUCCUCCUGCUUAUAUUCCUUACCACCACUCCUGCUCAGCCCAAGCAGCUGACUUCUGAACAGGAUGCCAUGAAUCUCUCUGGCACGUAUCUCCAUUUUGACUCUGCCACUGGCCACUGGCUUACCUGUGACAAGUGUCCAGCUGGAACUUUUGUGUCUGAGCACUGUACCAACACUACCCUGCGGGUCUGCAGCCGCUGCCCCCCUGGGACUUUUACCAGGCACGAGAAUGGCAUCCAGAAAUGCCAUAACUGUAGUCAACCUUGCCAACAGCCAAUGGUUGAGAAAUUACCCUGUACUGCCUUGAGUGACCGGGAAUGUGCUUGCCAACCUGGCACAUUUCAGUCUAAUGGUACCUGUGUCCCCCACACGGUUUGUCCCGUGGGUUGGGGCGUACGGAAGAAAGGGACGGAGACUGAAGACGUGCGGUGCAAGCAGUGCCCUUCGGGUACCUUUUCUGAUGUGCCUUCUAGUGUGAGGAAAUGCAAAACUUACACCAACUGCCUGAGCCAGAACCUGAUGGUGGUAAAGCUGGGGACGAAAGAGACAGACAACGUCUGUGGCCCGCUCCCGACUUACCCAGGCACGCUUCCGUCUUUCCCUGACACAACCAUCCUUGCCAGCCCCAAGCAGGUGGAAAACCAGGAAGUUCCUUCUCCCACUUACAUUCCCAAAGGUAUGAACUCUACGGGAUCUAACUCUUCUGCUUCUGCCAGACCAAAGGUACACAGUGGCAGCCAGGAAUUGGCAGCCCCCAAAAAUGCCACCUCAGCCAAGGAGAGGGGAGGUGUGAAUAAGACCUUCCCAAACCUCCAGGUUGUGAACCACCAGCAAAUUCACCACCACCGGCAUAUCCAGUCGGUCCUAAAGCCACUGCCCCCCAUGGAGGCUGCGGGAGGGGAACGGUCCAGCACGCCCAUCAAGGCCCCCAAAAGGGGAUCUCCCAGGCAGAACCUACACAAACAUUUUGAUAUCAAUGAGCACUUGCCUUGGAUGAUCGUCCUCUUCCUCCUGCUGGUGCUUGUGGUGAUUGUGGUGUGCAGCAUUCGGAAGAGCUCAAGGACUCUAAAGAAAGGCCCCCGCCAGGAUCCCAGUGCCAUUGUGGAGAAGGCUGGCCUGAAGAAAUCCUUAACCCCGACGCAGAACAGGGAGAAAUGGGUUUACUACUGCAAUGGGCAUGGUAUUGAUAUUUUGAAGCUGGUGGCAGCCCAAGUGGGAAGCCAGUGGAAAGACAUCUAUCAGUUUCUGUGCAAUGCCAGUGAGCGAGAGGUGGCUGCAUUUUCCAAUGGAUACACAGCAGAUCAUGAAAGGGCCUAUGCAGCCCUGCAGCAUUGGACCAUAAGGGGCCCUGAAGCCAGCCUUGCCCAGUUAAUCAGUGCUCUGCGUCAGCAUCGUCGGAAUGACGUUGUGGAGAAAAUUCGAGGUCUCAUGGAAGACACAGCUCAGCUGGAAGCUGACAAGCUGGCCCUUCCAUCAAGUCCCACCCCACUCAGUCCCAGCCCCAUCCCUAGCCCCAACCCGAAGUCUGAGAAUGCCACUGUCCUGACUGUGGAACCAUCCCCCAUGGAUAAGAACAAGGGCUUCUUCGUGGAUGAAUCAGAACCCCUUCUCCGUUGUGAUUCCACAUCCAGUGGCUCCUCUGCUCUGAGCAGGAAUGGCUCCUUUAUUACCAAAGAAAAGAAAGACACAGUGUUGCGGCAGGUACGCUUGGACCCUUGUGACUUGCAGCCAAUCUUUGAUGACAUGCUCCAUAUCCUAAAUCCAGAGGAACUGCAUGUGAUUGAGGAAAUCCCCCAGGCUGAGGACAAGCUGGACAGGCUAUUUGAAAUCAUUGGAGUCAAGAGCCAGGAAGCCAGCCAGACACUUCUGGACUCUGUUUAUAGCCAUCUUCCCGACUUACUGUAGGACACCGGGGACACAACACUCUGAAUUAUUGCUUAGGGCACUUGGUAAAGAUGAUGGACAGCUAGGAGACAGGAUCUUUUAUUUUAUUUUAUUUUUAAACUACAAUACAGGGCCAGUGUUUUAAAUUGUUUUCUUUUUAUUCCCCUUCUUGAGAAAGGACAAGUUCAUACACCCUUUCCAGGUGUACCUGCCAGUGCAGUUUGGGGUUUUUUUUCCAGUUUCAUCUUUGCUCUAUUUAGCAUUUUUAUAUUUGUUCCAAUCAUUCUGUGCACUUUAAAUUCACUUAACUGACCAUAACUAUGGUGUGACCUUUUUCCUCCACCCCUGCACACAGAAUUUGGGAUAUUGCUAAAGCUUCUUGUUUGUUUGUUUGUUUGAAAUUUAAUGUCAAGUUUCUUGUUCUCAAUUGGAAGCCUCAUUGCCUCUCUCCCUCCUCCCACUUCCCUUUCCUUAAAGUUGUUCUUUUAUACCAAUAAUUAUUUUUCCUCUGGGGGUAAAAGAAAUUACAGGCUCAAUACUGAGUCACACUCAUGUGACCUGUUUUUACUUGAGUUAACUUUUUAAUAUGUCCUGUUUUAUCAUUUGUAUACAUGGCUGAUGUUUGACUAGGACUCUCACUGAUUUAUGGUAUUUGCCUGGACAGUUCAUAGAAUGUUUGGUUUACCCAUACUCUUUUUUCAGCGGAAGCUCUCAUGGGGGAAGAGUCUUUCCUUUGGCCUUUAGGACUUGCAAAUACAGUUGUGUGGCAUCCCAGUCAAAAAGGGGAGAAUUUUCACCUCACCUGUUCUGGACUGAGCAGUCACGCAGUGUUGAUGCUGCACUCUGGGAAGUAGGAACCGGAGCCCCAUCAGGACCCCGCCCCUUUUCCAUUAGUCCGAGUUUGCCGAGUUAUGCUUUACAAGAUGUCUUGGUUUUUUAUACAUGCAUAGCCAAUAGUUCCAGUUGGUCCUCACAGCCUUGCUUGGUCCUGGUGGUAUCUGCCAUCAUGCAAUCACUUUUCUUAAAAUGGCUGCAACUGUAAGAACUCUCGUCCGAUAUAUUUGCAACUCUUAGGCUCCCAUUAUGAACACACACACACACACACACACACACAUGCACAUGUGCAUACACACGCACACACAGAGUCUGUUGAUGCUCAGUUGCAAGAAUUGAAUGUGAAGGUUGCCUAUGCCACUUUGGUGUGAAAGAAGUAGUGGGGUGGUGGUGGUGAUGGUGGUGGUAAGGGACUGAUGUGGAAAAAAUGCCUUCAAGUGUACUAAUUUAUUAAUAAAUAUUAGGUGUUUGUUACUUGACUUGUUUGGGUGUGUUAAUCCUUAAUCCUAACAAUUAGAGCUUUCUAGCCUUGGGGUUAGUAGUGGUCUCCCCAUCCUGGCAGCAAGCAAGGUGGUACAAUGGAGAGAGCUCUGAGCCUGGAAUCAGAAAGUCCUGAGUUCAAAUACAGCCUCAGAUACUUAGUAUCUGUAUAACCCUAGCAAAGUGACUUAACCUCUGUCUGCCUCAGUUUCCUUAAGUGUAAAAUGGAGAUCAUAAUAACACCUACCUCCCAGGGUUAUUAUGUGGGUCCAGUGAUAUGAUGUUUUUGAAGUGCUUAGCACAGUGCCUGACACAUACAUAGUAGGCUCUUCAUAAAUGCUCAUUCUCUUCUUUCUCUUCAUUAAAGGUCUAAAAGCAAAGACUGAAUAGCCAUUGUGUUUUGGGUGUUGUCAAUCAGAAUAGUUUCUGAGUAUUUUCAGAACCUCCUGCUGCCCCUGAAGUUGCUUCACAAGACUGUGCUUGGGAACAAAGGGAAAUGGGAUCUCAGGAAAUGUUGGCAAAAUGAAUUCCUUAAGCUUGAUUUAUCAUACCCACUAAGCCUUCUCUUGGAAAACAAUUGGCUUUUUAUGUAGCACUGGACAUAGUGUGGUAUAUUGAAAAUGGUACUGUAUUUGAAGUCGGAGGGCUCAUUCAUGGCACAUAGUAGGCACUUUAUAAUGCUUGUUAAUUGAUAGAAUUGGGUUCAAUCCCAGGUUUGCAACUUACCAUUUGUUUGAUUUGGGGCAAGUUACUUGAACCAACUGGGCUUCAGUUUCCCCAGCUGUGAAAUGAAGGGUUUGGACUAAAUGAUCCUUAAGAUCCCUUCCAGUUCUAGACUGAGGAUUCUUACUGAUGAAUUUAGAUUAUACCACUCAUGCAUAUUUUUGGAAACCUAUAUGACCAGAAGCAUCUGGCAGUGAAAAAAGCCCACAGUGCAUAUUGUAGAGGCAUUUACAAGUUCCCUAUGACUAACAGGGUUAGUCCCUUAAGUACCUGGUUUGGGAAUCUUCAGGGCAACCAGAUGUUCUUCCUUUAGCAUUUCAGUCUCUGAGAUGUCCUAAAGGCUAAAGAAAGGCCUGGGAGAAGUUGAAGGGAGAGAAAGGAGUAUUUCAGUUUUAGUAUUCAGUCUGUUUUCACACUCUCUCAUAUGGUGACCUUAUCACUUCCCACAGGUUUAUUAAUCUUUAUGUCAUUGACUCUCAGAUCUAUAUAUCCAGGCAGAGACUCCAUCCUGAGCUUCAGUCCAACAUUACCUAUUGGACAUUGUGAAUUUAUGUACUGUAGACUUCUCCAACUUGGCAUCCAAAAUUGAAUUCAUGAUCUUUUGCACCCAAACAUAUCCCUUUUUCUAAACUACUCUAUAACUGUCAAAUAUACCACCCUAUUUCCCAGACAUCCAGGAUACUAGUUUCUUAAUCAUGAUGUCAUCUUUGACUUCUCACUCUAUAUAUCCAAUAAAUUGUCAAAAAUCAUCGAUUUUUCCUUCACGACAUACAUUGCGUCCAUCAUCUUAUUGCCACCUGUAUGCCUACCACCCUAGUUCAGGCCAUUACCUGUUACCUAGCCUGUUGCAAUGGCCUAAUUGAUCUCCUUGCCUCAAGUCUUUCCAUUUUCCAAUCUGAACUGCACAUGGCUGGCAAAGUGAUUUUCCUAAAGCACAGGUCUGACCACGUAACUCCCUCACCCCUCACUCAUUCCAGUGACUUCCUCUAACCUCUAGGCUCAAGUAUGAACUUUGGCUCUUAAAAGCUCUCUCCACAAUCUGCUCCCAAGCUACCUUGCCAGUCUUAUUUACAUAUACUCACCUCCACAUACUUUACAGCCCAGCCAAACUGAACUUCUUGCUAUUACUCACUCCUGACCUCCACCUCCCAUCUCUGUGCCUUUGCAUUGGCCGUCUCCCAUGCCGGAAAUGUACCCCCUCUCCACUUUUGCCUCCUGGAAUUGCUGCUUCCCUUCAAGACCCAGAUCAAGCCCUGCCUUCUGCAUGAGGCCUUUUCUGAUUCUCCCAGCUGUGAGUGCCUUCCCCAUCAAGGUUCCCUUGUAUCUGUUUUGUAUGUACUUAUAAAUAUGCAUGAUGUUUCAUCCAUUAGAAUGUAAGCUUCUUUGAAGGCAGGGACUUC